Moneuplotes crassus is the source of this 2247-nucleotide messenger RNA. NCBI's taxonomy places the organism in Eukaryota, Ciliophora, Spirotrichea, Euplotida, Euplotidae. The record is from the annotation of a GenBank genome assembly.
AAAAUGACUGACUGGAAUAAUCCGGAAAAGAACUAUCAGAAUAUGCAGAAUCAGGGGUAUCCACAAAAUAAUAUGGGUUAUCCUCCCCAAGUAAGUUAUCAGCCUCCACAGGGGGGAUAUCCUCCUACUGGAGGAUACCCUCCACAUUCGAUGCAAUAUCCAGGAAGCAGAAUUGAUGGGCAACAUGGAAUGCCUCCAUCCAAUCCUGGAUCAAUGAAUCCUCCUCCAGGUGGAGAUUACAGCUACAGAAGUUUCACGCAGACUUACUCUGCAGCUCCAGUACCUGCUGGCUCUCAGCCAGCAGGCAGGAGAGAUGACGGAAAGAACUAUAAUUUCUUGGAUCCAAUCAUUCCAACUGAGAAGAGAGAAUCCUACGCUAAAAACCUGCUUCAAGCUCAAAAUCAAAAGAUCACAGAAGUUUACAAAAAGUUGUAUAUAGGAAAGAUCCCAACUGGCAUAAAAGAUACUUUGAUCGAAAGAUUACUCAAGGCAUGUGGAACAGUCGAAUACUGGAAAAGAGCUAUCAACGCUAGCAAUCAGCCAAAAAGUUUCGGAUACUGAGAAUAUGAGGAGGUCGAAGGAGCGGUAGUCUGCCUCAAAUCAAUGAAUCAACUCAAGGUUGGUGAGAACAAACUAAUGGUCAACUGUGACUCAAAGACCAAAGAAUAUCUUAAUAACUGGAUUGAAGAGAAGAAACAAGAGUGGCUCAACCAACAAAAAGGACUCGAAAAGGAGGUAAAUUUGGAAGAAUUAGAAGAAAAAGAGCGUAACAACCAAAUCAUGCCAUGGAUAGAAGAGCUCAUAGGUCAAUAUGCAGGUGACAUCCAGGCUAAAUUCCAAGAAAUCCUAGGUAGCCAAGGAGAGCAAAAUGUUGGCCCCAUGACUAGCAUUGACUACAGGUCAGCCACAACUUUAGAUCAAGCCAGGAGGUAUAAACCUCACAUAAAAGAAAUCGAAAGAGAGGGUAGAUUCCUCGAAUUAGAGAAAGAUAAAAUACAAAAAUAUGAAAGACUCAGACGAAACUGGGAAGCCAAAGAAAUCAAGUACGAAGAGGCCAAGUUAAAGGAGAAGCAGAAGGAAGCCAGAAGGGAAGCUGACCUCCAAGAAUUAAUUAAAAGAGAUUUAGAGUAUGAUCCACACGAAGAUAAGUACCACUCUUCAUGCCCUUAUUUCUCAAAAAGCAGCAAAGAAAAGAAAAGGGAAAGAAGAAAGAGAGAAGCCCAACUUGAUGAGAAAGACAGACUCAGAGAAAUCCAAGAGAUCAAGGAAGAAGAGGAACGUAAAAUAGAAGAAGAAAAGAAAAGGAUAGAAGAGUUAAAAAGAGAAGAAGAGAGAAAGAAUAGAGCCCAAACUAGAUUUACAGAGAUCAGUAAAAUUAAGAAGGAGGCUGAAACCCCUUCAAAUGUUAAUAAAGAUGUCGAAAUGACGGAUGUAAAUAAUCAAAAUCAACAGUUAGACCCAAACACCCCUCAGCCAUUAGCACAUAACGCUUCUUUCUUCCCUCAGCAAAAUUCUAACCCAGGGAUGAUUCCUUUACGCAUGCCAAAUCAAAUGAAUCCAGCAAACCUGCCUCCUCCACCUCCAAUGCCUCAGGCUCAAACAGAUGUCCCCCAGCCUGCACCAGCCUUUAAUCCACCUCCGCCACCUCCACAGAUGCAUCAGAGAUCUGAAGUAGCUGCUCAGUUUAAAGAAGCUGUAACUGAAGAUAUAGAGGGACCAGCAACAUUACUCAAGACAGAAGAUAGCACAUUAAAUGAAAACCUUGCCUUCUUGGAACAGAAGCGUAAACAGAUCGAAGAAGAGGCAGCCAAGAAGAAGCAAGAGGCUGAACAGCAGUAUGAAGAAGAGGACAGAGAAGAACUGAUCAAGAAAUUAAAGGAGAUUUAUCAAUCCUUACCUAAAAAGGACGAUGAGAUCCUCGCCUUCAACCUUAACUGGGAUGGCCUCAUCUCUCUUAAUGUUAUAGAAGUCAUCAUUAGAAAGAUAAUCGGGAGGAGAGUCAAAGAGAUCCUCAAUGUGGAAGAAGAAAAUCUUAUCCAGUUCGUUAUAGAAGAACUUAAGAAGAAAGUUCAGCCCAAAGACCUCAAGAAGAAGCUUAAAAAGGUACUAGAUGAGGAAGCAGGUCAGUUUGUCACUAAUGUAUGGAGAGCUAUGAUCUUCGAAAGCAUUAAAAUUGAGAAAGACAUCAUCAGAGUUCCAUUUGCACUUUACUAGGUAUGCUAUUUCUCAAAAGUUGUUCAAUCUAAA